AUGGGCUCACAAGAAAAACCACACAAGCCUCCAACCUAUAAAGCCUGCUCCCAGGAAGACGAAGUUCUCGAGUUACCUAUUGACGAUACCGAUCCAAGCCGGACCGCAAGGAUUGGUGUGUAUCUGUCUGAAGACAUGCAGCGGCCAGUUCUCAACUUUCUCAAGGCGAAUGUGUCCUCAUUCGCGUGGUCCAUGUCAGACAUGAAAGGAAUUGAUCCGGCCAUAACAACUCACGAACUAAACGUCGAUCUGACAGUCAAGCCUAUCAAACAGAAGAGACGCAAGCUCGGUCCCGAUAGGUCAAAGGCUGUAAACGAAGAGGUCGACCGGUUGCUCGGCGCUGGCUCAAUUGCUGAGGUGCGCUACCCUGAGUGGUUAACAAAUCCAGUAGUCGUCAAAAAGAAGAACGGGAAGUGGCCCGUCUGCAUCGACUUCACAGACUUAAAUAAAGCCUGCCCAAAGGACAGCUAUCCUCUUCCCAACAUCGACCGUUUAGUCGAGUCCACGGCUGGAAACGAGAUGCUCACAUUCAUGGACGCUUUCUCUGGGUACAACCAAAUCAUGAUGCACCCCGACGAUCGCGAAAAAACGGCAUUUAUCACGGAUAGAGGAACCUACUGCUAUAAGGUUAUGCCGUUCGGUUUGAAGAACGCAGGAGCAACCUAUCAACGGCUUGUGAACAAAAUGUUCGCAGACAAGCUGGGCAUCACCAUGGAAGUAUACAUCGAUGAUAUGCUUGUCAAGUCGCUACACGCCGCUGAUCACCUUUGUCACUUGCAAGAUUGCUUCGAAACUCAACAAAUACGGCAUGAAACUGAACCCAGCAAAGUGCACCCAGAUAUCGGCGACGUUCUAUCUCUUUACGUCGCAGUGUCACAAGCAGCAGUCAGCAGCGUUCUAAUAAAAGAGGACCGUGGUGAGCAAAAUCCAAUCUUCUAUACAAGCAGGUGCAUGACCGGACCAGAAACGCGAUACCCAACUCUGGAGAAGAUGGCACUGGCGGUCGUCGAAGCAGCGAGAAAGCUUCGCCCUUACUUUCAGUCACAUUCGGUGGAAGUAUUAACCGACCAGCCCCUCCGAACAAUACUUCAAAAUACAAACAGGUCCGGAAGACUAACGAAGUGGGCUAUCAAACUCGGUGAGCUUGAUAUCACUUACAAGAACAUAACCACAGCGAAAUCUCAGGUUCUUACAGACUUCUUAAUCGAAUUGGCCCCAGACCCAAACUGGACACUGCAUGUCUACGGAUCUUCGACUAACAGGGGCGCAGGUGCCGGAGUUCAACUACAAUCCCCGACCGGUGAACUGAUCAGACAGUCUUUUAGCUUCAGCUUUCCAGCCUCGAACAACGAAGCAGAAUACGAAUCUUUGAUCGCUGGUCUCCGCUUAGCAAAAGCUGUCAAGGCCAAACGCCUAAGCGCCUACUGCGACUCACAGUUAGUCGCCAGUCAGUUUAAUGGCGAUUACGACGCCCGCAACGAUCGGAUGGACGCCUACCUCAAGAUAGUACAUGGCUUAGCUGCAGAGUUUGAAUUCUUCGAACUCGUCAAAGUUCCCAGUGGAGAAAACGUCUGCGCCGACGCCCAUGCAGCCCUUGGAAGCAAGCUUCGGGACCAAGUUAAACGAACCAUUCCAAUACACCGCAUUGAGAAGCCGAGCAUCGAUAUCUCGAUCGACCAAACCAUUGUCAUUCCCCAGUCACCGAAGCCGACACGCUCGUUACCGAUGAAUUCGGCCCCGACUGGCGAACUGAGUUCAUCGACUAUCUCUCAAAGGGGGAACUUCCAACCGAGAAAUGGGCAGCCCGCCGACUAA
Molecule: messenger RNA, 1815 nt
Organism: Brassica oleracea var. oleracea
Lineage: Eukaryota; Viridiplantae; Streptophyta; Magnoliopsida; Brassicales; Brassicaceae
Exons: 2
Coding region: 1-1815 (604 amino acids)
Molecular function (GO): nucleic acid binding; RNA-DNA hybrid ribonuclease activity
Source: RefSeq, a predicted model, not a curated record